GUCAGAGAGUGCACAAGACCAUAUUCGCAGCAGGUGCGACAUAACUACAUUCGGGAAUCCUUGACGAAUAGAGAGGCUAAGAACUUUUAGUAUAUGUACUUGUAUAUGGUCAAGUCGCGCGCUUUAGAGUUUCUAAUCCCCGUCCCCGUGUCCUCCCCGUUACGCAAAGCAAAACCUUCCUCAGCUCCGGGACCCGACUAAGGCGAUAGCGAUCAACGUUACCAAAGUUAGCCGGCUUCGUUUCAACUACGAAAUAUUCCUCGGCUCUAACUCUCUUAGCUUCUUGUCUACUUGCCGCUACCAGCCUCUCUCUCGGUUGCGUGCGCUAUCUUCUUACAACGUAUAAUUAUCGUUUGCGCAAGUGUGGCGCCCUUGUUUCCGAGACAUCCUUCAUCAUGAAUGUCAUUUCCUCCACCGCGGCCCGUUGCCUACGGCCGUCAACUUUCUCCCGAUCGGCGAGACCAUUUAUUAGGUCCUCACCUAUCACAUUUCGUCCUGCAGUUCCAGUGGCGUUUUUUCAUUAUACCAGGUUAAACAUGGCGCCUGAAAAAAUUAAAGUCCAAAAUCCUGUUGUGGAACUCGACGGUGAUGAGAUGACCAGGGUUAUCUGGAAGGUCAUUAAGGACAAAUUCAUCUUCCCCUACCUCGACAUCGACCUAAAGUACUACGAUUUGGGAUUGGAAUAUCGAGAUGAAACCAACGACCAAGUUACGAUUGAUGCCGCCGAGGCUAUCAAGAAGUACUCAGUCGGAGUUAAAUGCGCCACUAUCACCCCGGAUGAGGCCCGUGUGAAGGAAUUUAAUCUCAAGCAGAUGUGGCUCUCUCCUAACGGUACGAUCCGCAAUGCUCUUGGCGGUACCGUCUUCCGUGAGCCUAUUGUCAUCCCCCGCAUUCCGAGAUUACUACCAGGAUGGAAGAAGCCCAUUAUCAUUGGCCGUCAUGCCUUUGGUGAUCAGUACCGGGCCAAGGACCGAGUUAUCCCAGGACCAGGAAAAUUAUCUAUGGUGUACACCCCCGAGGGUGGCAAGCCCGAGGAGAUUGAAGUUUUCCAAUUCAAGGAGGGUGGUGGUGUCGCACAAACCCAGUACAAUACCGCUGAGAGUAUUACCGGAUUUGCACACGCCAGCUUCAAGCUAGCUCUUGACAAGGAAUUGCCUUUGUACAUGUCCACUAAGAACACUAUCCUCAAGAAGUACGAUGGCAGGUUCAAGGAUAUCUUCCAGGAGCUAUACGACACUCAGUAUAAGAAGGAAUUCGAAGCUAAGAACAUCUGGUAUGAGCAUCGCCUGAUCGACGAUAUGGUCGCUCAGAUGGUCAAGAGCUCUGGUGGAUACAUUAUGGCAUUGAAGAACUACGACGGCGAUGUUCAAUCUGAUAUUGUAGCACAAGGUUUUGGUUCUCUGGGUCUCAUGACAUCAGUCCUAAUCACCCCAGACGGUAAGACUUUUGAGUCGGAAGCAGCACACGGAACAGUAACACGACACUACCGGGAGCACCAGAAGGGCCGAGAGACAUCAACGAACCCUAUUGCUAGCAUCUUCGCCUGGACCCGAGGAUUAUUGCAGCGUGGUAAGCUAGACGAGACGCCUGAGUUAAUCGCAUUCGCCGAGAGCCUCGAGAAGGCAUGCGUUGACACCGUUGAUGUUGAUGGCAUCAUGACCAAGGACUUGGCCCUUGCCUGCGGCAAGACAGCCCGCGAGGACUACGUCACAACCAACGAAUACCUCGAUGCUGUCGAGAAGAGACUAAAGAAGACUCUUUCUGCCAAGCUAUAGAGUUAAGAAAAGAUAAAGCAAGGCGCAUGGGGAAGCUAUGAAUGAAUGACAGGCCGAUAAGCAAGAAGAUAUAGAUCUUGAUCUAGAACUUGCAUUAAAUGGAUGGAAGGUUAUGCGCGCGCGCGAUUGGCAUUGUAUAUACAUCUAUGUACUCAUUUUUUAUGAACAGCAUAGGCGCUAUCUAGACAUCUAGGCAGUUAGAUAUCACCGUUCCGCAUACCCUGCAAGGGGGCAUGU
Hypoxylon trugodes is the source of this 2012-nucleotide messenger RNA. Its product is annotated as isocitrate dehydrogenase NADP-dependent. The transcript is spliced from 3 exons. Gene Ontology annotation, molecular function: NAD binding; magnesium ion binding; isocitrate dehydrogenase (NADP+) activity. Lineage: Eukaryota; Fungi; Ascomycota; Sordariomycetes; Xylariales; Hypoxylaceae. The record is from RefSeq and is a predicted model, not a curated record. Bases 396 to 1775 code for a protein of 459 amino acids. Gene Ontology annotation, cellular component: mitochondrion. Gene Ontology annotation, biological process: isocitrate metabolic process.